AUGGAUUCCGAUGAUUCAUCCGGAUCUUCUAACGAGUCCGCCGAUUACGAAGAGCGUGUACAGAAUGUGCUUCUUCGAGCCGCCGAACUAAUUAGACGACAGAUUGACGAACAACCUGCCCCAAUCAUUAGAAGAAGGGUACCAGUUGAUCGUGAUCGUAUUGAAGCACACGCUCGUUUGAUGCAUGACUAUUUUGCUGAAGAACCGCCAUAUCCACCCAGACUUUUUAGACGAAGGUUUCGUAUGUCAAAAAAUUUAUUUAAGCGGAUAGUCGGUGAUUUGGAGGCUAGGUACCCAUAUUUUCAGACGAGAUAUGACCGUGCUGGGCGCAGAGGGUUUGCCGGGGUACAAAAGUGUACAUCUGCAAUUCGUCAAUUGACAUAUGGCGUUAACAAUGAUUUCCUUGACGAGUAUUUGCAGAUGUCUGAGCGAACAUCAAGGGAAUCUUGCCUAAAUUUUUGUGUUGGUAUACGGGAAUUUUAUGGAGCAAGAUACCUACGGAGACCGACUCCGUCUGAUCUUCAGCGUAUAUACGAUGUUCAUGAACAAGUUGUUGGUUUUCCCGGUAUGAUCGGUAGUAUAGAUUGUAUGCAUUGGCCAUGGGAGAUGUGUCCGGCGGCGUGGCGAGGUACUUACACAAGCGGGCAUGUGGGUAGACCGUCUUUGAUCCUUCAGGCUGUAGCAUCAAACGAUCUAUGGAUUUGGAAUGCGUACUUUGGACAGCAAGGUUCUCACAACGAUAUCAAUGUGUUUGAAUCAUCGCCAAUUCUUGAAGAAAUUAAGGGAUACUAUUUGGGCGACGGCAUCUAUCCCGAAUAUGCUACAUUUGUGAAGACCUUUUCCGACCCGAUCGAUGAAAAAAGAAGACAUUUUAAGAAGAAACAAGAGUCGGCACGAAAGGGUAUUGAGCGGGCUUUCGGUGUGCUUAAAAAGCGAUGGAAGGUGCUAAAACAUCCGGCACUAUAUUGGGACAAAAGAAAUAUCCAGGAUGUUUGUUAUGCUUGUAUCAUUUUACAUAACAUGAUCCUAGAGGACGAAAACAAGGCCGUAUGCCAAGACUACAACGCCCAAGAACCGAGUCUCAAUCCAGAUUAUUGGAGGCACAUAACUCCAACGGAAGUUCGUAUCCAAAAUCUGCAUGACGUCAAAAACCGUGAAACCCACAACAUGCUAACGGCAGAUUUGGUUGACCAUCUUUGGGCGAACACACCACAUGACUUCGAGCUUGCAGCCGAUCCCUUCGCCGAUCUGCGAGAGUAUGUUAGCACCGACGACGACGACUCCGAUUAG
Molecule: messenger RNA, 1290 nt
Organism: Erigeron canadensis
Lineage: Eukaryota; Viridiplantae; Streptophyta; Magnoliopsida; Asterales; Asteraceae
Product: protein ALP1-like
Exons: 3
Coding region: 1-1290 (429 amino acids)
Source: RefSeq, a predicted model, not a curated record